AUGCCUUGCGAACUCAUAGAUGUCGUUCUGCUUGGCCUCCUGCCGUCGACCAUUUUCGUGCAUCUAUGGUUGGCUCUAUUCACCAAGGUCGAAGAAUCGUUCAACAUACAGGCCAUCCAUGAUACUUUGAUUCACGGUAUCCCAACACGCAAUGCUGCCGCCUUUUUCAAUUCUCACUAUGACCACUUCACCUUCCCUGGACCUGUGCCGCGCACCUUCGUUGGUGCUGUUGUCAUGUCCGGCUUGACUAGACCUUUGCAGAUCAUCAUGAACAUGCUGUCAUUAGAAGUUGUUGACAAGUUCACCUUCCAGCUUGCCGGUAAGACGACCACUCAAGGCAUUUUUGUGUCUCUUAUUUCUGAUGUGUUACAAAANGCAAGAGGAGUGCUCGGGCUGCUGAAUGCAGCAGCUCUCGUUCAAUUCAAGCGUGCAAUCGACACAGCAUAUGGCAAAGUUGCAGGAAGAUGGUACAUCAUACUCCAAGCCUCGCAGUUUCAUGUCAUGUUCUAUGCAUCUCGCACCCUGCCCAACAUGUUUGCGUUUAGCAUCACGACCUUGGCAUUGUCCAACCUCAUCUCUGCUCAGGCAGUCGCAACACGCACACAAAAAGGUUCGAAACGCAGGCGUCUGGCUCUCUAUCUCCUCACUGCUUCAGGAGUCAUAUUCAGGUCAGAGAUCGCCAUCCUGCUGGCUAUGCAGACCCUAUACUUGCUACUACAGGGUCGAACUUCUUUGGUCGAAGAGGUCAUCCCCGCUGGAGUCUUCGGCCUUGUCAUCGGACUUGGUGUCACAGUCUCGGUAGACUCUUACUUCUGGCAACGCUUUCCACUGUGGCCGGAGUGGAUAGGAUUCGUGUACAACACCAUCCAAGGCAAAUCCUCCGACUGGGGUGUGAGUCCAUGGCACUACUAUUUCAUCAAUGCCAUCCCUCGUCUNUUGCUGAACCCAAUCUCAUGGUCACUUUGUAUACCGCUAGCUCUGAUCAAUCGCGCUACCCGCAAGACGAGCUUGGAUACCAUGAUUCCGCUGCUCGCUUUCGUGGCCAUCUACAGUGUUCUGCCUCACAAGGAGUGGCGUUUUAUCAUCUACAUCAUCCCUGGCCUUACUGGUGUCGCAGCCGCAGGAGCGUCAUGGAUCUGGACCCGCCGAUCCAAGACUCUUCUCUACCGUCUCUUGAGUUUGGGUCUUGUCUGCUCGACCUUGUUGUCUUUUGCUGGUAGCUUGAGUUUGCUCUAUAUCUCCAGUCUGAACUAUCCCGGNGGUGAAGCUCUUACGCGUCUCCACGAGGUUGCGACCAGUGUCAAACCGGGCCAGACUUGGGUAUACAUGGACAAUCUUGCCUGCCAGACUGGUGUGACUCGAUUCCUGGAGAAGGAUGCAGGAUCAAAUUUUAUGUACGACAAGACCGAGAACCAAACAAUACUGUUGGAUCCAGGCUUCUGGCAAAAGUUCGACUAUGUGCUUGCAGAAGAUCCAAAGCGCAUCAUUGGUAGCUGGGAGGUCGUUGACACCAUCUACGGAUAUUCUGGCAUUGGUCUCGGCAAGUUGGCUGCAGAUCAGGAUAGUGCACCUCUUCUCUCGACACGUAGUGUCAUUGCUCAGCCUCUGAACAAGUUGCUGCAGAUCUACAACCAGGUAGCGCGUACGGCAAGCCAGAAACUGACUGGCGGACGAUGGCCCAUCAUAAAGAUGGAACCAAAGAUUUACAUUUUGAAAUCACAGUAA
Messenger RNA from Aureobasidium vineae, 1725 nucleotides. The record is from the annotation of a GenBank genome assembly. Lineage: Eukaryota; Fungi; Ascomycota; Dothideomycetes; Dothideales; Saccotheciaceae.